Exophiala bonariae is the source of this 909-nucleotide messenger RNA. RefSeq lists its product as uncharacterized. The record is from RefSeq and is a predicted model, not a curated record. The transcript has a single exon. Lineage: Eukaryota; Fungi; Ascomycota; Eurotiomycetes; Chaetothyriales; Herpotrichiellaceae. The coding region runs from base 1 to 909 and encodes 302 amino acids.
AUGAUCGCUUCGGCAUGGGUCAAGCAGUCCAUUGUGACCGUGCUAUGCCUACUUGGUAUCCCAUCAUACCUCUCGGCCCCAAAGCCUAUCUCCAUCUCGCUCGACGGUGAAUCCUCCAUUACGGUCCCGGCAAAUCGCGCCACGAUAGUGCUACGUAUUCAUUCAGAAGGCCAAAACCAAGUCAAGGUUGCAGACGAAGUGCGCAAAACUGCCGAUGAGAUCAUCAGUACAUUGAGGCCUCUAGCACAGGUGACAUCUCAGUCACAAGUCUCCGACGGCCCCAUCAAUAACGUGACAACCGAAAAAAUCGAAAUCCUUGAAGCCGCAAUCGUCGACUUCUCUGUGACAUCCUUCCGCAGCCACUCAUACCGCAAGACGGGCUCGUUUCUCACCUCGGAUACCCCGCAAUACGAAGCCACCAUUGGAAUAUCGGCCGAGUUUCGCUCUUUCGAUGCCCUGGGCAUUCUCCUCGCUCAAAUCAGCAAAAUCCCCUUCGUCACCAUCCGCUCUCUAAAAUGGACUCUUGACGCCACGACACGCCGAAACCUCCUCAUCCAGUGCCGCGAACAAGCCAUGGUCGAUGCUCUGGAGAAAGUUCACGCCUACGUCCGUCCUCUGGGCAUGGACAAAGUGCGGGCCAUCCGUGUAAGGGAGACUUAUCACCACAAUGACGACGUCGUUAUGGCUGAUCUGUUUGAUCCGAGGGUUCGGCGUCAAAUUCAGCCUGACGAAUUUGCAAGUGGCGGUGGUGAGGGAGAGAAUGACGAAGAGUCCGUGGAUACGAUGAAGCUGGAGCCUCGCAAGCUGAAAAUUGAGGCGCAUUUGGAUGGAGAGUUUUGCGCGUGGAAGACAGGCCUGGAGGCUUGGUUCCGCAGAGGUGGUGUUUCGCCUAUGCAGCUCCGGGGAUGA